AUGGAUAAGAGGAAGAAAGGUAAGCCUAUUUAAUUCUUAUGUACUGGAAAUAUGACAGCAAUAACUUUUACUCAAGCCACAAAGACAAGAUGGAACUUUUUAACUUACAUACCAUCAGCUAGAAAAGAUCCAGCAGAAGUACAUCAUUAGCCAUGCAAGGAAUUUAUCACUCACAAAAGUAGAUAGGCAUUGUAUCUGCUCCUUAUCAGACUAUAAACAUAACACAUGAGCUUGAUAAUAUUUGGCUUGGGAGAGUUACAUGAUAACACAAAGGGAGCAAACAAUCUUUUUAACUAAUGAUUAGCCAAAUAUAUUUAAUAUCUGAUGACAUAUGACAUCGGGCACAGGCAAAGAGCAUCAACAUAGUAGAAGGAAGUAUCCACAAUAGUAGUAGGCUAGUUUAUCAACAUACAACUCAGUAUGUGUCAUUCUUAAGGUGUUAGCUGAUAUAGCUACCUGUGGGGGGGUCAAUGUUUUUAUGAAUUGUAAACAUAGAGAUGAUAGCAUAGAGGCAUAUACAAUUGGACUGAGCAGUCUGAUAGGACAGAGAGCUUAACAGUUGGUGAACAAUUGCUUUUAUCAUCUGCGGAUCAUCGCUAAACUGAGGUCCAUGAUUUCUAGACCUGAAAUGGAGAUGAUAAUUCAUGCCUUUGUUACCUCUCACAUUGACUACUGUAAUGCUCUUUUUAUGUGUUUUUAAGCUGCAAAGCGUGUAACUGGAUCGAAGAAAAGGGACCAUAUCACCCCAAUCUUAUAUUCCCUCCACUGGUUACCAGUUAAUUUUAGGAUUCAUUUUAAGAUUUUAGUUCUUGCUUUUAGAGCCCUCCAUGAUCAAGCUCCCUAGUACAUCACUGAGCUACUGAGACCCUAUUUCCCCUCACGUUCACUAAGGUCAUCAGACCACAAACUCCUGAUUGUCCUUCACACCUGUUUUAAAACACGAGGUGACUGCGCUCUCCAGGCCAGUGCCCCUCGCCUCUGGAAUGCACUACCAUUGACCUUACGCAGCAUAGAGUCUACUAAAUCUCUUUAGACAGGCUUUUAUCUGUAUCUGUGCCAUUAUAUGUAUGUGUUUCUCCGUAUUCUAUUGCAUUUUAUCAUUAUUGUAAAGGACUUUGUGAUUUUAUCUAUGAAAAGUGCUCUAUGAAUAAAAUUUAUUUACUUACUUAAAGAUGAACUAAAAAAAUAUGUUUAGACAUGCCCACAGACCUUUGGUUUUAAGGCAUCAUAUAGAGCCUGAAGAGUGUACACGAACAGGGUAGUGAGUUUGAAAAUAGGGUCUAUCUUUUCUUAAAUACAUUUUGUCGAGUGUUUCUCAAACUCAACUCUCUUUUUUAACAGGAUCUUCCACAGAAUUAAGGCUGCUGAUUGUUGGUAGCAGUGGACCUUCGCAGUUUCAACUGACCAAUUCCAUACUGGGGAGGGAGGAGUUUUCAAAAGAUACCACUUCCAUCUCUAGAAGCAGGAAGAAUGUCGGAGAGCUGGCUGGUCGUCGAGUGGCUAUUAUCAAUGGACCAAAUGUGUAUGACAAGAGUAUAUGUGGAGUCAAGAGGAAGAGGGAGCUGAGAAGGUCCAAGUGUUUGUGUAUCCCUGGUCCUCAUGCAUUUCUUGUAGCCUUUGACAUGGAGAAUAUCUCUCUGAAUGACAUGAAAGCUCCAAAACUGCUGAGGAAGCGCUUUGGGAGACACUGUAUGAGGCGCUGCAUGGUACUCCUCGCCUAUGACGGGAAUCUGGAGGGAGCCGCCCUGGAGAAGAAGGUACAGAAGACUGAAUGGUACCUGAGAGAGAUGGUGGAGAAGUACAACGGGCGCUUUCAUGUUUUCAGCAAGAACUGGAGGGAUCGUAGUCAAGACAGAGAGCUGCUGCAGAAGAUCGAACGCAUGGUGGCAUCUUUAGGAGGGGGAUACUUCACCAGCAGCACCUUCCAGAAGGCGGAGGAGUUUGUGAAGAAGGAGGAAAAGAGGCUGAGGAAGCUGAGGUCAGGCGAUAUAGAGAAGGCAUGGACUGUGAUGGAGAAGCACAUAGAGGAGGACAAGGAUGUCCACACCAACAACGUGGGCACGGAGAUCAGAGCCAAGGCAGAGAUUGACAACGGGUGGCUCCGAACUUCCCUGGCCAGAGGAUUGGGGAUUGGAUUCGCUGUUGGGGCUUUUAUGGGCGCGCUGGUGGGGUCCAUUGAGGGGCCUGGGGGGAUGGUAAUGUAUGGGAUCAUAGGUGGUGCUGUCGGCGGAUCGGCAGGAGGUACAGCUCAUGUAGCCAUAAAGCACAUAGAGGACAGAGUGUCUCCUCCUGCCAGACUCAACUUUAACUCCAUCUUCAUCAACCGAUUCUUUGCAGCUCCUCGCCCAUGA
Messenger RNA from Xyrichtys novacula (pearly razorfish), 2351 nucleotides. Lineage: Eukaryota; Metazoa; Chordata; Actinopteri; Labriformes; Labridae. The record is from the annotation of a GenBank genome assembly.